GCUGGGAACCCGGCGAGGGCGGCGCGGGUGGCGACGGCCGCAGAGCCUGCUAAGGGAGAGCGGGUGGGGGUCAGCUGCUGCUGCUGCUGCUGCGGACGGGCGGGCGCGGGGAACUGUGGGCGGUCGCUUCGUCUCCUGCCGCCGCCCUCCCUCCCUCCGCCACAAUGCCGGGGAUCGACAAGCUGCCCAUCGAGGAGACGCUGGAGGACAGCCCGCAGACAAGGUCUUUACUGGGUGUAUUUGAAGAAGAUGCUGCAGCUAUUUCCAACUAUAUGAACCAACUGUAUCAAGCUAUGCAUCGGAUUUAUGAUGCACAGAAUGAAUUAAGUGCAGCAACACACCUGACUUCAAAACUUUUAAAAGAAUAUGAAAAACAGCGUUUUCCACUGGGGGGUGAUGAUGAAGUUAUGAGCUCUACUUUACAACAGUUUUCAAAAGUUAUAGAUGAACUUAGCUCUUGUCAUGCGGUACUUUCAACUCAACUUGCUGAUGCCAUGAUGUUCCCCAUUACCCAGUUUAAAGAAAGAGAUCUGAAAGAAAUAUUAACAUUAAAGGAAGUGUUUCAGAUUGCCAGUAAUGAUCAUGAUGCUGCAAUUAACAGAUAUAGCCGAUUGUCAAAAAAAAGAGAAAACGACAAGGUGAAAUAUGAAGUAACAGAAGAUGUGUACACUUCCAGAAAGAAACAACACCAGACCAUGAUGCAUUAUUUUUGUGCAUUAAAUACUCUUCAGUACAAGAAAAAGAUAGCAUUGUUAGAACCUCUACUUGGGUACAUGCAAGCUCAGAUAAGUUUCUUUAAGAUGGGUUCUGAAAAUCUCAGUGAACAACUGGAAGAAUUUUUAGCUAAUAUUGGGACAAGUGUGCAGAAUGUUCGCAGGGAAAUGGACAGUGAUGUAGAGACCAUGCAACAGACAAUAGAGGAUUUGGAAGUAGCAAGUGACCCCUUAUAUGUGCCUGACCCAGACCUCACCAAAUUUCCUGUUAAUCGAAACUUAACCCGAAAGGCUGGAUACCUUAAUGCUAGAAAUAAAACAGGCUUGGUGUCAUCUACUUGGGACAGACAGUUUUACUUCACGCAGGGUGGAAAUUUAAUGAGUCAAGCCCGUGGGGAUGUAGCAGGAGGCCUGGCCAUGGACAUAGACAACUGUUCAGUGAUGGCUGUGGACUGUGAAGACAGGCGAUACUGUUUUCAGAUCACUUCUUUUGAUGGAAAAAAAUCUUCAAUUUUACAAGCAGAGAGUAAAAAAGACCAUGAAGAGUGGAUCUGUACAAUAAACAACAUAUCUAAACAAAUAUACUUAAGUGAAAAUCCAGAGGAAACUGCUGCACGAGUAAAUCAGUCUGCUCUGGAAGCUGUCACUCCUUCCCCAUCUUUCCAGCAGAGGCAUGAAAGCCUACGGCCAGCAGGACAAUCUCGGCCAUCAACAGCUCGAACCAGCAGUUCGGGAUCCUUAGGAUCUGAGUCCACAAAUUUGGCUGCCCUAUCUCUAGAUUCUCUUGUUGCCCCGGACACUCCAAUACAGUUCGACAUAAUUUCUCCUGUGUGUGAAGAUCAGCCUGGCCAAACAAAAGCCUCUGGCCAGGGAAGCAGGCGUACAAAUCCAUUUGGAGAAUCUGGAGGAAGUACAAAAUCUGAAACCGAAGAUUCUAUCCUUCAUCAGUUAUUUAUUGUUCGAUUCCUUGGUUCUAUGGAGGUGAAAUCAGAUGACCAUCCAGAUGUUGUUUAUGAAACAAUGCGCCAAAUCUUAGCUGCCCAGGCCAUCCGUAACAUCUUUCGUAUGACAGAAUCACAUUUAUUAGUGACUUGUGACUGUUUAAAGUUAAUUGAUCCACAAACACAAGUUACAAGGCUCACGUUUCCAUUACCCUGUGUAGUUUUGUAUGCUACACACCAGGAAAAUAAGCGGCUUUUUGGAUUUGUUCUUCGGACAUCAGGAGGGAGAAGUGAAAGUAAUCUGUCAUCAGUCUGUUAUAUAUUUGAAUCAAACAACGAGGGGGAAAAGAUUUGUGAUUCUGUUGGACUGGCAAAACAGAUAGCUUUGCAUGCCGAACUGGAUCGUAGGGCAUCAGAAAAACAAAAAGAAAUAGAGAGAGUGAAAGAGAAGCAACAGAAAGAACUCAGUAAGCAAAAACAAAUUGAAAAGGACUUGGAAGAACAAAGUCGGUUGAUAGCUGCUUCCAGUAGACCAAACCAAGCCAGUAGUGAGGGGCAGUUUGUUGUCCUUAGCAGUAGCCAGUCAGAAGAGAGUGAUUUGGGAGAAGAAGGAAAGAAGAGAGAGUCAGAAGCAUAAACUUAUCCUUGCUUUUUGAUUGAAUAUUCCCCCCUUGGAAUUUGACAAUUUCUGUGGUGAAAUGGUACAAGGUAACAACUAUGUUGAAAUAUCGAGGAGGAGACUAAGCUUUAUAUUUGCUGGUUUGUUUUAGCUUCAUUUAAAAAAAUAAGAUUGAACUUGCUGACUUAGGUUUGCAUUGAUUUUUUUCCUUAAAAAUCAAUAUACUAUGCAUUAAUAUUAAAUUCCACAUGUCUAAAAGAAACCUGCUCAUCUCCCCAAAGUAGAUUGCUGAGGAAGUACUUGCUCAAGCAUUUUUUCCUUCAAAUUGUGAAAUUUUUAUCUUGCAUUGUAAUUGGUUAUGACCAUAAGAAAUCAUUUGUUCUUUAGGUUCAAAUAUUCAUGGAUAUGCUCCCUCUCUUUCUUUAGGAACAUUUUGCUUGUAGUGAGGAAGCAUUCAACUGAAUAAGUUCAAAACCCUUUAUACAGAGAAUUCUACAAGUUUGCAGAUAUUUUAACAAUAUUAUAUGUGCAAUAGAACUUUUAUUUAAAAAAUUAGGACAGAUUUUAGACUUAAGGUUUCAAAUUAUGGCAGGUGGUACUGUUGAUUUCAGGGCACUUUCUUGGAUUGCUCACAGUUCUCUGAUGUACUACACCUGAGGCCGUAGGAAAGACGCUUAAGUGUGUUCGGUUCAAGAUUGAUACAGCCCUUGGCAUUUAAUUAUCUCAUUCUUAGUUCUCAGGUUGGGAUUUCAGUUAUUGCUACAGAGCAGUAAUGGUUAAAAUAAGAUUUUGGAAUGUAUUAAAAGAUUCUUUUUUGUUCAAGUACAUUUUAGAUUAGGAUUGACAUGUAAAGAUAUUGUUAACAGGAUGAUAAAUUGUAUUUUCUGCA
Galeopterus variegatus (Sunda flying lemur) is the source of this 3162-nucleotide messenger RNA. It is a transcript of the gene APPL1, whose product is annotated as adaptor protein, phosphotyrosine interaction, PH domain and leucine zipper containing 1. Bases 165 to 2291 code for a protein of 708 amino acids. Gene Ontology annotation, biological process: signaling. NCBI's taxonomy places the organism in Eukaryota, Metazoa, Chordata, Mammalia, Dermoptera, Cynocephalidae. The transcript has 22 exons. The record is from RefSeq and is a predicted model, not a curated record. Gene Ontology annotation, cellular component: cytoplasm; endosome membrane. Gene Ontology annotation, molecular function: identical protein binding.